GGAUGGCUGCUGUUACAUGGCUCUGUGUGUGUGUGCGCUUUUCCCCUCUUAUUAAUGCUGCUACCCAGCCGGGGAGACAGAGAGCAGGCAGAUAGGGUCCCUCUGGCAGCACAACUCCAGGCGCACACUUAGUGCCAACAAGCCCAGCAGGGACUCAAGGUAACAGCGCUGCCAGCAGCACCGGGAAAGGGAUUUCUCUUCCUUUUCAUUCCAUUCAUGGUGAUUGUGUAAUUGAGACUACUGCACCUCUCACUCACCAGAGCAACGGCAUUGGCACUGGGGAAGGGGGAAUCUGCGGAGACUGUGGGAGCCACCUGGGAUCCUGCCCAGGACUCUGGAUGAUUUAAAGGGACUCCUUGCACUCUAGCAGCUUGGAAACGUCACUUGCCCUGUGCCAGCAUGGAUGCCAAGGGCUCUCCUACCUUCCCAUUGUGGCUCCGAGCUGGAGUAUGGAUACUGGCAUGGAGCUGGAUCUGCCAAGUGUGUGCCAAUGGCUGCCCGGCAUUGUGUACCUGCAGUGGCACCACAGUGGAUUGUCAUGGCUUGGCACUAAAGGGGGUCCCCAAGAACAUCCCCAGGAGCACGGAGAGGCUGGAGCUGUAUGGGAACAACAUUACACGGAUCAAUAAGAACGACUUCUCUGGACUUAAGCAACUGAGAGUUUUGCAACUAAUGGAAAAUCAGAUUAGCAAUGUUGAACGUGGAGCUUUUGACGACAUGAAGGAACUCGAGAGACUGCGCCUGAACCGUAACCAGCUGCACACAUUGCCGGAACUUCUCUUCCAGAAUAACCAGGCCCUGUCCAGACUAGAUCUGAGUGAGAAUUUAAUCCAAGCCAUUCCGAGGAAAACAUUUAGAGGAGCUACGGAACUCAAGAACCUCCAACUGGAUAAGAACCAGAUCAGCUGCAUUGAAGAUGGAGCUUUCCGGGCUCUAAGAGGACUGGAGGUUUUAACUCUGAAUAACAACAACAUAACCGCAAUUCCUGUUUCCAGUUUCAACCAUAUGCCCAAACUGAGGACAUUCCGUCUGCAUUCUAACAACUUGUUUUGUGACUGCCAUUUGGCCUGGCUCUCCCAGUGGCUACGCCAGCGGCCAACCAUUGGACUUUUCACACAGUGCACUGGACCGUCUCCACUUCGAGGCCUCAACGUGGCAGAGAUCCAGAAGCACGAGUUCAGCUGCUCAGGUCAGUCUGAUCCCCCUAGUUCCCAGAUCUGCAGCCUCUCCAUUGGGUCCUGUCCAGCUAUGUGCACCUGCAGCAAUGGCAUUGUAGACUGUCGGGGGAAAGGCCUCACAGCAAUACCUGCAAAUCUCCCCGAAACCAUGACAGAAAUACGCUUGGAGCUCAAUGGUAUCAAAUCUGUUCCACCUGGUGCCUUCUCACCCUAUAAGAAGCUGCGCAGAAUAGACCUGAGCAACAACCAAAUCUCAGAGAUCGCCCCCGACGCUUUCCAGGGUCUCCGCUCGCUUAAUUCCCUGGUUUUAUAUGGCAACAAAAUUACAGACCUUCCCAAAGGUGUGUUUAGUGGUCUUCAUGCCUUGCAGCUGCUACUUCUCAACGCCAACAAAAUAAACUGCAUCCGAGCUGACACCUUCCAGGACUUACAAAACCUGUCCCUCCUGUCACUUUAUGACAACAAGAUUCAGAGUUUGGCGAAAGGCACCUUUGCAGCUCUACGUGCUAUCCAGACUCUACACUUGGCGCAGAAUCCUUUUAUCUGUGACUGCAAUUUGAAGUGGCUGGCAGACUUUCUGAGAACAAACCCCAUUGAGACGAGUGGAGCCCGAUGUGCAAGCCCCCGGCGACUCGCCAACAAGCGCAUUGGGCAGAUUAAAAGCAAAAAGUUCCGAUGUUCAGCCAAGGAACAAUAUUUUAUUCCAGGGACAGAGGAUUAUCAGUUGAACAGUGAAUGUAACAGCGAUGUGGUGUGUCCCCCCAAGUGCCGAUGUGAAUCCAACGUGGUGGAUUGCUCAAACCUGAAGCUCACCAAGAUCCCCGACCGUAUUCCCCAAUCCACGGCAGAGCUGCGCUUGAACAACAAUGAAAUUGCUACCCUUGAGGCCACUGGUCUAUUCAGGAAACUCCCACACCUCAAGAAAAUAAACCUGAGCAACAACAAAAUUUCUGAAAUAGAAGACGCGGCGUUCGAAGGGGCAGCAUCUGUCAGUGAGUUACAUCUGACGGCCAAUCAUUUGGAGUCGGUUCGCAGCGGAAUGUUCCGGGGCCUGGAAGGACUGAGGACGCUAAUGCUACGGAAUAACCGGGUCAGUUGUGUCCAUAAUGACAGCUUUACCGGCCUGAGGAACGUUCGGCUUCUCUCUCUAUAUGAUAACCAGAUAAGCACCAUCACCCCAGGAGCAUUCGACACUUUGCAGUCACUUUCUACUCUGAACUUGCUGGCUAACCCAUUUAACUGCAACUGCCAACUGGCUUGGCUCGGGGACUGGCUGAGGAAGAGGAAGAUAGUAACUGGAAAUCCACGUUGCCAAAACCCAGACUUCCUGAGACAGAUCCCUCUGCAGGAUGUGGCCUUUCCGGAUUUCAGAUGUGAAGAUGGUCAGGAAGAGCUGAGUUGUGCGCCCCAACCUCAGUGCCCCCAAGAAUGCACCUGCCUGGACACUGUUGUACGCUGCAGCAACAAGCACCUCUUAUCAUUGCCCAAGGGAAUUCCAAAGAAUGUCACAGAGCUUUACCUGGAUGGUAAUCAGUUUACUAUGGUACCCGGACAGCUCUCCAGUUUCAAAUAUCUGCAGCUGGUGGAUCUAAGCAACAACAAAAUCAGUUCCCUGAGUAACUCCUCCUUUACCAACAUGAGCCAACUCACCACACUGAUCCUAAGCUAUAAUUCCUUGCAGUGUAUACCUCCUUUGGCUUUUGAGGGUCUUCGGUCCUUAAGAUUGCUGUCUGUCCAUGGGAAUGAUAUCUCCAGCCUUCCAGAAGGGAUCUUUUCUGAUGUCACCUCUCUUUCCCAUCUAGCUAUUGGUGCCAACCCACUAUAUUGUGAUUGUAACUUACGCUGGCUGUCAAACUGGGUGAAAACCGGUUACAAGGAGCCUGGUAUCGCCCGCUGUACUGGACCUCCGGAAAUGGAUGGCAAGCUGCUUCUUACAACUCCCGCCAAAAAGUUUGAAUGCAAUGGGCCUCCAAGCUUGAAUAUUCUGGCCAAAUGCAACCCCUGUCUCUCAGAUCCUUGUAAAAACCAAGGUACCUGUCAAGAUGACGCUGUGCAGUACUACAAGUGCGUUUGUCCUGCUGGCUUCAAGGGCAAAAAUUGUGAAAUCUCCCUGAACGCGUGUUCCAGUAACCCCUGCGAGAAUCAGGGACUGUGUCUUUCCAAAGAAGAAGGAAGUGGAUUUAUGUGCACGUGUGCAGAUGGAUUCGAGGGCCCAACGUGUGCUGUCAAUAAAGAUGACUGCAAAUACAGUGACUGUGAAAAUGGUGGUACCUGUUUAGAUGGAAUAAAUAACUACACCUGCUUGUGCCCCUCACAAUACACAGGUGAAUAUUGUGAGCACCUUGUGGACAUUUGCUCAACAGACUUGAAUCCUUGUCAUAGUGACUCCAAAUGCACCGUGACACCCGAGGGCCCAAAGUGUGAGUGUGCCCCGGGCUAUGGAGGAGAUGACUGCAGCCUGAAUUACGAUGACUGCAAGGACCACCGCUGUCAGAAUAAUGCCCUGUGCGUGGAUGAGGUCAAUGGAUAUUCUUGUCUCUGCACUGAGGGUUACAGCGGGCAGCUUUGUGAAAUGCCAUCCCAAGCCCCUUCUCCAUGUAAACUAACACCAUGCCAGAAUGGUGCCAACUGUAUUGAGGUGGGGAACAGCGCAGUGUGCCAGUGUCUCCCAGGCUUCGGAGGAUCAAAGUGUGAGAAACUGCUGAGCGUAAACUUUGUGGAUAGAGAUACGUAUUUGCAAUUUACCGACCUGCAGAACUGGCCCCGGGCAAACAUCACACUUCAGGUGUCAACAGCGGAAGACAAUGGAAUUCUACUGUACAAUGGAGACCACGACCAUAUGGCAGUAGAGUUAUAUCAAGGCCACGUCAGGGUCAGUUAUGACCCCGGAAGCUUUCCCAGCUCUGCAAUUUACAGUGCAGAGACCAUCAAUGAUGGGCAGUUCCAUACCGUGGAGUUGGUUACAUUUGACCAGAUGGUUAAUCUGUCCAUUGACGGAGGGGCGCCCAUGACAAUGGAUAAGUUUGGGAAACAUUAUACCCUUAAUAGUGAAGCACCUCUAUAUGUGGGAGGUAUGCCCGUCGAUGUCAACUCUGCCGCUUUUAGACUCUGGCAAAUCCUUAAUGGAACCAGUUUUCAUGGCUGCAUCCGGAACCUGUAUAUCAAUAACGAGCUGCAGGAUUUUACCAAAACCCAAAUGAAGCCCGGAGUUGUGCCAGGCUGUGAACCAUGUCGAAAACUCUUUUGCCUUCAUGGAAUAUGUCAGCCCAAUGCAGCAAAUGGACCAGUAUGCCACUGUGAGACUGGGUGGGCUGGGCCACACUGCGACCAACAGCUAAAUGAUCCCUGUCAAGGUCACAAAUGUGUCCAUGGAGCUUGCAUGCCAUUGGACGCUCUAACGUACAGCUGCCUGUGCCAGGAUGGGUACAAAGGUGCCCUAUGCAACCAGCAAGGAGAGCUCUACAAUCCAUGUAAAACUCUGCAGUGCCAGCACGGGCGCUGUCAGAUCUCCGACCUGGGCGAAGCCUAUUGCGAGUGCGAGAGCGGCUAUGUGGGAGACAAUUGCGAUCAAGAAUCGGAAUGCCGAGGGGAGCCCGUGCGGGAUUAUUACCAAGUACAGCGAGGCUAUGCCAUUUGCCAAACCACACGCACCGUGUCCUGGGUGGAAUGCCGUGGUUCCUGCCACAAUCAGGGCUGCUGCACUGGAUUACGCAUGAAGCGCCGGAAGUACACUUUCGAGUGCAGCGACGGAUCCUCCUUUGUGGAAGAUGUAGAGAAACCCAUUAAAUGUGGGUGUGCUCAGUGUGUGUAAAACACGUUGAACUGGACUGUACAAGAUCACACCAGACAAAAAGAAAAUAUCCAAGAAUAAACCUGGACAAUUACAUUCUGUAAAACUGGACUUCUGCUCCCCUUUCAGAUGCGUGAAUAUCUUGAUGUCUGUGGCAUUUAAAAAAAAUAUAUGUAUAAACAGCACCUAUUGCAUUAAGAGGCACACGCACAUGCUGACUGGUUGUAUAGUGUUGUAAUCAUUGGAGAAAAGGUAUAGAGGAGGUAUAUAUGUAGAGGGUAAAAUGUGUAGAUAGAGAUUUUUUUAAAAAAACACACAAAUGUAUUUAUACACAAUGUGGAUAGAUUUACAUGGAACAAGAAGGAAGGUCUGUAUUUUAUUUUUCCAUUUUUUUAAGGUAGAUCAUUUUGUAACCAUUGUGGCAGUAUUACAUCUGUUUUGUAUAGCUCAGAGCGUUCGACAAGUAUUCUUUUCUGAUCUGUCAUUUCUGCUGGGGAAAAAAAAACCCAUUGUGACGAGGGGCACAUCACUUUCAUAAAGCACUUUCUGCUCAGUGAAAAGGGAUUGACUAAUGUGAUUUUAUAUUUAUAAGCCUUUUUUUUCUUCUACCCCUAAAUAUCAUUAUCAGCUAGGCUUCCCUAUGAGCCAACACAGGAAAAUCCGGCUGCAAGUUAUAAAUAUUAUAUAUAAAAAUCGUACAUACAAUUCACUAACAGCAGCAAAGCAGUUUUAAGGGAGAUGAUAGUAGGGGCAAUGUUUAGGGCCUUACAGAUGUGGGGGCCCAUACAGGUGUUGUGGGUAGGAAGAGAAAGACAUGAUUUGGGGAAUGAUAGAAAAGCAAGAUGGAAACAACAGGGGUCAUUUACUUUUCCCUGGGGCGCAAGUGGAGGGCAAAUGCUAGAGUACUUGUUGGGGGGGCAAGUGCUAGAGCACUAAGGGGUGCCAAGACAUGCCCUUAGAGUUGCCACCUGGUAGCUAACUGGCUGAGGGGGUAAAUCACUAGCUAGGGCCAGCACUGGUAAAUUUGUAAUACCCUAUAAAUCCCAUCCCUUUCCUCAUCAUUAUCUCCGCUGCUGAUCAGUCUUAAUUAUCACACCCGCCGCCCCCCCCACCCCUCACCCCCUCACCAAUGCAGCACUGCUGAAUGUAGUCGGCCAUGUAUUUGCUGGUGUAGCACCACUAAUAACACUUGUGUUGCCACACUUGCAGACCUUUAGGCCCACAUUACACAAGGCGUUUUUGAUCCACUUCCUUCUGCCCCAACAUCACUGUUCACUGCCAACCAUGGAAUCAAUCACUUAGUGGACAGACAGUGUCAUGGCCGUUGGUGCACAUUAGUGUUGUGGUGGGAGAACGCUGAUCGGAGUUUUAUUCCGGGAGAGAAAACACCUAUUGUGAGUUGGCCCUUAGUUUUCAGAUGGUUCUGGCAAUAGCUGAAGGCCCAUCAGACAGACAAUACUAUUAUAUAAACAAUAUACAGUCUGUAUUACCCCGGGGCCCCUCUUAUACUAAGGGCAGCCCUGCUUAGGGUACUGGCACAUGGGGAGAUGUCACCUGUGGGCAACAAAUCUCCUAAAAAUACUUUCCCGUUUACUUACCUUCUUUUGCAUUUUCCCGUGAUUAGGCCUCAUUGCUAAGGCAGCCCGUGGUAGCGCAGAUUACUUUGGGUGACAGAUCACUCAAUGUGCCAGUACCCAUAGCAUUCCUCACUGUCACUCUAUAGAGUAAAGCCUGCUUAUAUGGACUAUUAAAGAAGACCGUAGGGCACUUUGCUAACAUUACCUUUCUAUUAGCUCCACAAAUUCCAUGAGAAACAGCAUUAAGGAGAGACUAAUGGGGCCCUAAUGCUAAAGUACUGGUUGGUCUCACAAAAUAUAUCUGACCUUGUUGUUCUAUUCACAGGUUUCUAUGUUGACAAAAUUAAACAGCUUGUGUUCUUUUCAAACAAACUGGGGGGGUCCCUUUUGCAGGCCUCACUUUGUCUAGAGAUCAAGGAGAACUGCCCCCCCAGCAAACCAGAAUAUUUUUUCAUUGGUACCAUUUAAUAAAACUUUUUAUAUUAUUUGUUAAUGUUGCAACUUGCCCUUUCAAACAACAAAUAUUUUAGCAUUAUUGUCCCUUUAACAUUAUUAAAAUGUAAAUUUAAUUCUG
Molecule: messenger RNA, 7119 nt
Organism: Xenopus tropicalis (tropical clawed frog)
Lineage: Eukaryota; Metazoa; Chordata; Amphibia; Anura; Pipidae
Gene: slit1
Product: slit guidance ligand 1
Biological process (GO): nervous system development
Cellular component (GO): extracellular region
Molecular function (GO): calcium ion binding
Source: RefSeq, marked provisional